AUCCUUAACAUUUACUUCUUGUUUUGACACUUGACCACAAGCUUUAUGGAGUAAUAACAGAAUGCGAGCCAUCUUGUCAGCGGCCAUUUAUUCCAUUAUAUCUGUUGCAGUACAAGCGUUUUUUAGAGAGGCUUAUAACCAUAAUGUGGACUACACGCCAUUGUUUAUGGAUGAUAAGGAGAUAGACCACACUGUGGAUUGCUUGCUGGAGAAAAUACCAUGUCCUGAGUACCAGCAACAUAAAGAAUGGUUUCCAUUCCUCGUAAAAGGCAACUGCGGCUUUUGUAACCCGAUACAGAAGGCGAGGUAUCACGCCACGAAGGCUUUCGUCAAAGAAAAGUACCCGCACCACUACAGAGCAUUGGAGAAAAAAUUUCUUGGCUAUUAG
This is a messenger RNA of Amyelois transitella, 388 nucleotides long. RefSeq lists its product as uncharacterized. The transcript has 3 exons. NCBI's taxonomy places the organism in Eukaryota, Metazoa, Arthropoda, Insecta, Lepidoptera, Pyralidae. The record is from RefSeq and is a predicted model, not a curated record. Bases 62 to 388 code for a protein of 108 amino acids.